Messenger RNA from Solea senegalensis (Senegalese sole), 2575 nucleotides. It is a transcript of the gene fbxw8, whose product is annotated as F-box and WD repeat domain containing 8. The coding region runs from base 393 to 2375 and encodes 660 amino acids. The transcript is spliced from 11 exons. Gene Ontology annotation, molecular function: protein binding. NCBI's taxonomy places the organism in Eukaryota, Metazoa, Chordata, Actinopteri, Pleuronectiformes, Soleidae. The record is from RefSeq and is a predicted model, not a curated record. Gene Ontology annotation, cellular component: preribosome, large subunit precursor.
CCCAAAGAGAGUGGCUACCUCUCCUGUCUGGUUUGAUCUGAGCAGUCCUUUGUUAUUUGUCGAGCUGGGACAUUGUCUUUUGUCUUUGUCCGUCAAUGUAACCACCCCGUUGCAUGAAAUAUUACACAUUUGCAUUUAUAUUCGUAGUAAUCACCAGCUGUGGCAAGAUAUACUGUCAGCAUGUCCCGCAGCCUAUAAUAAUACUGCGGAAUAAAAAAGUAGCGGAACUGAGGUCACGCGGCGCACUGUCCCUCUUCGGACUGUUUACAAAGACGGACACGUUUUUUUGCGAACAUGGCGUCGGUUUAUGUUUUGUGACUUUAUUUGAAUUGCGAUUUACAGGCACUAUUUUCUAAUGUUAAGUUUUAUUUCAUGAACGAUGGUUGAUAAUUAUGGCCGGGGACGAACUUGCUGCGUUCAGGGAGAGUUGGAAACAAGAGUUAACGAGUAAGGGGGAGCAACGACUUGUUGCUGCAACCUCUGGGGAUACCUCUGGUCAGUGUGACAAGAAAGACUUGAAAAAUAGGUAUUUUGAAGAUUUUAAUGAUCUCAACAAUACCGGCAGUCCUUCGGUUCCAGAAGAGAGCGGCUGCAAUGAGGAGGAAGGGGGGAGCGUCGGUGGCAGAGGAGAAGGAGAAGCUGCGGCAGAGUCACAGGAUCAGCCUGAGUAUGUGUCCAUUGCCCGCAGUUUGCUGGACGGGAGGACCAGUCCUUUGUUGGACAGGAUUCAGGAGGAGAGAACAAAAAGGAAGAGACAGUAUCACUCCAGGACCAAUGUGUGCUACGCCUCCUUACAACAGCAGCCUCAGGGAAAGGUCAAGAAAGAAGAAGAGCUGGUGGAUCAGCUCAUUCAGGAUCUGAAUGAAGUCAACGACAUUCCUUUCUUUGAUAUCGAGCUACCGUACGAGUUAGCCUUAAAGAUUUUCCAGUAUCUGGACUGCACUGAGCUGGGCCGAUGUGCACAGGUGAGCAGAGCAUGGAGAGUCCUAGCAGAAGAUUGUGUUCUGUGGUUCAAGAUUUGCUCAAGGGAGGGUUAUCUCCAGGAUGCCAGUGUGUCCGACUCCCCCUGCUGGAAGAGCACGCUGCGAGAUUGCAGGAACUCAGCCAAAACUGUGCGGUCCAACUGGAAGAAUCGUGUUGGAUCCAUCAGCCAGCUGCAGUACGAGCUGGGGAAGGUGCUGUGUGAUGUCAGCUCUUUUGACCACUUUGUCUUGGCUGGGUACACCUCUGGUGAUGUGAGGCUGUGGGAUACACUGCACUGGGACGCAAAAGCCUCGUACCUAAAGCCCAACGGCCUAUCAGCAAACAUGGACCCCAGACCACAUGCUUGUCACGUCCAAGUCAACAGCACAGUGGCUGCUGCAGCUUAUGAUGAUGGCUGUGUGGACCUGUGGAGCACAGAGACAGGUGGGGAGCCCAUCCACCACUACCAGAUACCAGGAAGGAUCCAGGCCUUUGCCCUGAGCCCCGACAGUCCCGUGCUGUGUGCUGCCUCUGGGCCUGACAUUCGCCUCGACUGUGCCGAUGAUCGUGGCUACUGGAGGACACUUUGCCAGGCUCAGCUACCCAAGACUGUAGAGAGCCUGGUGUUGGUGCCAGGUAGGGGACAGUGCCCGCUGGUGGCUGUGGCAGCAGGAGACGCCGUGCACCUGCUGGACCCGCGAGAAGAUGAACCAGGGCUGCUGCACUCUGUCUACGGCCAUCCUGUUACUUGUCUGGAUUCUUCCAACUCGCACGUUGCUCUUGGGGUAAAGAGUGCAGGCUGGGCAAUGCACGACGGAGGAAACAAGAUCCAUGUCUACAGCUUAGAGACAAGAAAACCUGUGGCAUGCCUCGGCAGCUCACCGGGAGAUUUCACCUGCAUCAACCUGAGGGACAGCCCUCCACACCUGCUUGUAUGUGGAAACAAGGACAGGAGGGUGAGAGUGUUUGACCUUCGAACCGGCUCCUCUGUGGCGUCUCUGUACGCUCACCACCUGGGCGUGACGUCGGUGCAGGUGGACGACUGGAAGAUCGUGAGUGGCGGAGGCGAAGGAUUGGUGUGUGUGUGGGAGUUGAGGAUGGGCACUAAGCUGUGGGAGAUGCACAACAGGCAUCCUGUUCGGCAUGUACACUUCAACAACAACACCCUGGUAACAGCCAACAUCCCGGAUGAUAAGGCACCACGGGGGGCCUGCAUCACAGAUGACGACCUCACCGCUCACCGCAGACACAGAGGAGUCAUCUGCCAUUACGACUUCUCUGAGGACGCGCUGUCACAGGAUCACGUCCUGCCCAUCUGCAGGUCCGACUUCGCCGAGUCGUACGGCUACAACUACAACAUUAGCCUGGCAGUGCCGUACGACAGGCUGCCCGGCUCUCAUCCAUCACACUGAGAACAGUCUCACCGGUAAAUUUGAUUAAUUAUCCAAGCUGUAUCUUCUUUAUUUUUUAUUUUUUGGUGAAUGUAAUAUUUAUAGACUAGAUUUUUAAUAAGGAAAAAUAAGGACGCCAAAUCUAUAUAUUAUAGGUUUGGUUUCCUGGAUUUUAAUCAAUGCUGAUGUACAACAUCCAUUAAAAAAACAAAACACCUCAA